CUUUCUAAUUAGUCUCAUCUGCUAACACUCCGUGACCUCGGCUACCAGCAGCCAGCAACCUUGAAGUUGAAAUAUAGAUGUAUUGUAUUUUUUAGUUCGGUUUUGAGAUGUCUUGAAAAUUAUUCGAUGAAAUAAAUACUUAAUUUGUUACUAGAAAGGAAUGAGUUUGGAAGAAGAAACAGUGUGGGUUGUUAACGAGUGUUAAAUCACGAGAGACAGUCGUUGUGGAUCAUAGUACAAUGUACACGAUUUUCAAAACUGGCAUAAUCUUGUGUCUUGUAAUAACUUGCGGGUGCAAUGGAGAUAAAAGUGAAACAGAAACAGUUCCAGAAGCUCGACAAGAACGAACUCUUAAGCCAUCAUUCUCAAGUGCCAAUCUUUUAAGGUCUGGAAGUUCCCAAUCUGUAGUGAAUGAAGCUGUUCAUCAUGUAACACCCAGUUUUGAAGCUGCAAUAGGAGAAGGUUGCAAUGAUGAUGUAGCUUGCUUGACCCUUGCAUCUCAUGACAGAAUUGGUUUGGAAGCUAUUCGUUCACUUCACAGACAACUAGAUGAUGAUGCUAAUGGGAAUGUGGAUCUCUCUGAAUCAGAUGAGUUUUUACGACAAGAAUUGCAGUAUGAAGAUGGAUAUGAACGUAGACAGCGAGUCUUCCAUCGAAAUGAUGAUAACCAUAUUUCUGUGCGUGAAUUAUGGGAAGCAUGGAUACGCUCUGAGGUUCACAACUGGACUGUCGAGCAGACAUCGGAUUGGCUGUGUGCAAGUGUGGAAUUACCACAGUAUGCAGAAAAUUUCAAACUUCAUAAAGUUACAGGAGCCAUGCUUCCAAGGCUUGCAGUAAACAAUAUGCAUUACUUAAGUAAUGUCCUUGGUAUUAAAGAUCCCAUUCAUAAGCAGAAAAUUGCUUUGAAAGCCAUGGAUGUUGUUUUAUUUGGAUCACCAAAAGACUUAGAAGCGUACCAUCAUAAGAAAGACAUGAUCCUCGUAAACCUGUUAUUGGUGGCUCUCGUCGGGCUGUGGUACGCGCGCCGGCAGACGAAUAGUUCCAAAGACGAUUUGCGCCGCAUGAUGAAAGACAUGGAGAGCUUGCAGCGAGCGAAACAGACCCUGGACCAGUUGCAGAAAGAAUUGGAAAAAGCAAGAAUGGAGCAAGAAUUUGUCACAACUGAAAAACAGAAUCUUGAGAGGCUUCUGGAGCAAGGAGGAGAUAAUAUGGAACUGAGAACAUCAUCUUCUGAUCUUGAAGUGUCCCAACUCAAAGCAGAAAUAGAAAUGCUUCGUGGUGAAUUGAAGAGAGCUGAAGGAGAACUUGAAGAUAGAUGCUGGUCUCCUCCUGUUGGCCUUCAACAGUGGUUACAAUUAACACAUGAAAUAGAAAACAAAGGAUACAUUAAAAAGAAAAUGGCAGCUGAAAAGCAACUCCAGCAAGCACGGGAAGCUUGUGAAAAAUUGAGGAAGAAGAGAUCAAGUUUAGUGGGAGCAUUUGUAUCAACUCAUGGAAAAUCUAUUGAUGAUGUUGACCGAAUUACUCAAGAACUUCAGGAAAGAGUACAUCGGUGGAAGCAGAUAGAAUUACUUUGUGGUUUUAACAUUAUUAACAAUAGUGGUCUACAGUAUUUGGAAAGUGUUCUGUACAGAGGAACUGCCAAUGGAAGGGGUGGAAGCAGCAUGGGACUCAGAGGACGGAUGAGCAGCAGUCAAGAUGACUUAGAUGAUGAUACUAGUUCUCUCUACUCUCCGUCAGCGGGUUGUCUAGAGAGUUUCCAAUGGAAAGAAGGUGCAGAUUCAUCAGGCAGCGAAGCUGGCAAGGGAGAAUUAGAUGAUGAUUUCCAAACAGACUCAAGAAGCUUAACCAGCAAUGUGCAUUUUAUUGUGGGAAGCGAUAGUUGGUCUGAAGAAAUGGGCAAAACCCGAAUGUCUCGAUCCUUUAGUCAAGAUCCUUCAUUAAUUCUUGGAGAAAGAGAAUCAUCUCCACCAAAUAUGUCUCUAUCUGAGACAUGUUUAGAUGGUAAACAACAAACAACUCCAAGGAUAACUCCUUUGAAGAAGUCAUCCCGAGAUUUCAGUUCAAGAGAGUAUGUAUCAAAAGACUCAAGAGAACACGGAUUUAGAGAUUCAUCGAGGGACCAUGGAUCUCGAGAAUCAUCCUCCAGAGAUCAUAGCUCUCGUGAGUCUUCGGCCAAAGAUCAUGGUUCCAGGGAAUCAUCAUACAAAGAUCAUGGCUCUCGAGAGUCUUCAGGCAAAGAUCAUGCAUCACGAGAAUCUACUUCAAGGGAUCAUGGGUCUCGAGAAAUGUCUUCUAGAGAGCAUGUACCAGGAGGUCACACAACUAAAGAACACUUAUUAAGGGAACCUGGUAAAGAUCAUGUUAUUAGAGAAAUUUCACCUAGGGACUUGGCUUCUCAAGACCGUGCAGUGAGAGAGCUUGCUAUUGUGCCUUAUGAAAGGUCAUCUAAGGAGCAUGUACUACGUGACCCUAUGUUAAGAGAGGGAAUUGCAGCAUCAAGAGAUCAAGCUGUUUCUAAACCAGAGCAAAUGGUAUCAUUGGAUGAUGAAACGUAUUCUACCGAUUCAAACUCAACUACUGAAGAGGACCUUCGACGAAAGAAGCGUAAACUCUUUCCUACCUUCAAUCGAAAACAUAAGACAAAAACUUCCUGAUGUUUUGGAAAUUUUAUUAGAAAUCAGAUUGUUUUCUUUUCAUGUUGGGAUACAAAUAAGUGUAUCUUUUACAUUGGAAUUACUUUUCUAGUUUGUGUUGUGGUUUUUUUCCAGUUACCAUUUUCUCACAAAUCAAUGAAAAGAUGGGUAGGUUGGAAAAGAAAGCAAUUGUUGAGAUGGAACAAAUGAGUGCUGAAAACAUCUCCAUCUUUAUUGAUAAAAUGUGGAGUUAAAAGUGUUCUUAUUGGCAACACCAGAUAGUUAGAUAAUGGUAAGACAAAGGAACUAGCUAAGAUAAUGGGUGAGGCUUUGUGGUACUUAGAGUAAGAUUAGUUGUAUUGGAAUACCUGCAAGGAAUGCUAUGCUUUCAAAUCAAGACAGUAAUUGUGCAGAUGAAUGGGCUUCCAUUUCUCUUGUUUUUUAGUAAAUGGUAUGAAACAUUGAAUGUGUUGGCAAUAUAGCCAGGGAAAUACAUGACACUCUUUUCAUAAUUUCCAGGAAACAUCAGAACUUAUGAAGAAUGGCGCACUUUAGUUUUGUAGUUUAACAAGUUUUGUAUUCCAUGUUUUAUUCUUUCCUCUUCUUCCUCUUCACAUCCUAGAAGAAUUUUGUGGGAGUAUUUGCUUUUUAUUGGUAAGAGAUGUGUGUUAGUAUGACUUCAUGAUUGUAGUUUAAAUGCUGAUUAUUUUCAAUGGUAAAAGUGAAUAAGACUGAUUGCAAUAUUAGUCCUCCAGUUCUCUUGUAGUACUCACUCUUUGAAGUUAAAAUGGUUAAUAUGUAACUAGUAAUUUGCAAUAAUAUUCUUAAUAUAAUUCAUCAUAAUUUGUUUUGGGAGAGUUGUGAUCACAUUCAAUUAAGUGUGUAUUAAAUUAGGGUCAAGUGACUGGUUAUGUUAUAGAUGAUUGAUUGUACAAAAUUGUAUGAUUUUUACAUGCCUAAAAAAUAUAAAAUUCUCUGAAAAUAUUUGCAGAAUGAAAGAGAAAUCAUAUACUUAUACUAUUAUUUUCCAUUUAAAGGGAAAGGAAAUAUUCUAUCAUUUCUCUGUGCAAAAGUCAUGUGAACUUGACAGCAAAAUAAUUUCUCACACACAUACUCAUUUUUUAAUGAUGUAUACAAAUUCACCAAUUUCUAAAAUUUAAUAUGUUUUACUUGCAGCUGUUUACAUGGAUAUUAUUGCUUGAUAAUUGGAUCUGUGUAAAAAUGAGCAUUGGUGUGGUUAAACGAGUAUAGAAAUAGGUGUAUGUUAACUUAUUUCUUCAUGAGAGGGAAAGAAAGGAAAUUUAUCAGUUUUCACUGAUCAAAUGAUGUUGCAAUAUGGAUUGUUUGCAUUAAUAGUAAAUAUUGUUCAUGGAGUUUUUUUCAUUUGAGGAUCCAGUUAAAUGUGAUUUAGUUAUUCAAACUACAAACAGAUUUUGUAAAUAUAAAAACAUGAAAAAUAAAUCUUCGAAUUAUUGUAAUAGAUAUAUAAGUAGCUGUGAAUUCCAGACCUGAACUAAAUAAAUUUUAUUUCUGUUUGUUUGGGAUGUUGAAUUUUAAACAUUGAAGUAUACUUUUAAUGGAUUGUUGUUCUAUUUUCAAAUUGAUAUUUAUUUUAAAUUUGAAACUGUUGUAGAUGAAGUAAUUUAUAAGAUAAAGCAGUCCUACAAAGAAAGUUGAAAGUAGCCUCGGAAAAGCAGUGGUGGAGUCCUUAAACUGAUGUUAUAAGGGUUUAUAAAGUCAGUAUCUAAGAAUGAUCCUCCUGGCAUGGUUUUGACUCUGGAAAUCGGAUUGAAUCAACAUGAACAUUUUUUUGAAGAGUUUAAUCCUUGCCAAAUGGCAUGAAUUGAUUGUGAUACAUACAAUGGCUGCUGGUAGACAAUGUUCAGAAAUGCUUUAGAGAGUUUGAGAGUAGAAAAUUGUCUGUGGUACAAAUAAAAUAUUAAACAUUAUGAUUGUUGCCAUUCUGCAUCAAAAUAUUAAGUUAACUUCUGAUUGUGUCAACACGAAAAGAUUUUGGAGAUUUGAACCCUUGCAUGACCUAUGUGAAUUGAUUGGGAUACAUUAAAUGACUGCUGGUUAACUAUAUUCAGGAAUCAGAAAUGUAUUAGAAGUGUGAGAGUAGAAAAAUGUUAGUGGAACAACAUACUAUUGAACAUUAUUAUUGUUGCCAUUCUUCAUCAGUACAUUAUGUUUAUUAGCUUGGCUGAUGUCAUUGUGCUGUGAGGCCCCUCAAGAAUCUUUUACAAAAGAAUGCUCGUUCAUAUUUAAACAAAACUGAUAUCAUGCUGUAUCAGUUCACAAAGUAAAUCCAUUUCUUUUCAAACAACACUUAUUCUGCUGUUUCAGGUUUUAUUAUUUAUGCUAAUUAUUAUGAUUUUGUCGUGAAUUUCCUUGAAUUAAUUGUAGGAAAGGAAUUGUGUCUAAUUUGUUUUGUAAAAAGUAAAAUGAUAAAUAUUUGAGACGAUACAAGAACUAAAUGUGUUUUGGUUUUACUCACAUUAUUUUAAAAUCAUUAUCUGAAGGUGAAGUAGAAUUCCUUUACUGAUUUGAAGUAUCAGUGAUUAACUAAAGGUUUGUAUAUAAGUGUUUUACAUAAUUUUUUAUUUAUAUAGGUCUUCCAGGGUUUUCACACCCUAAUUGCAUAAAACAGUAUUUUGGUACAGAAAUGUGUUGAUUUGAUGUGCCCAAGUAUCAUUUACUUAUUAUACCAAAUUAAUUGGGAAAGUUUGUCUCCUGAGUUAUUACAAACAAUUGCACUAAUGUGAAUUAUGGUGUGGUGAGAAAAGCUGAUAAAGACAAAGUAAGUGGGAAGUGUGAAAUGAAUGGAUACAGUUAUUUGUCAUAAGUAAGAACACCAUUUUAAAAAGUCUGUAAAUAUAACUUCUUUUUUAUGCCUUUGUAUUUAAAUGUUACAACAAAUAUGUGCUUGUGACUGUAUUGUAUGUGAUGAAUGUUUCUUAUAUGUAUUGUCUUCCAUUGACCACAACACUCCAAGUAGUCAGUAAAUACAUAAACUCAUUGAUUAAUCUGUUAUCCUUUGGACACAUUGUCUCCUCAGAUGUAGAUUUUACUGUAGUAUAUUUUUAUAAAUUGAGAAAUAUCCAUGAAUUCCAUUUGUGGUAUUUAGUGUAAUUUAUGUACCAUUUUAGUAUUUUUAAAAUGGUGUUAUGUAUAUGUCAUCCUGAAAACUGUAGUUCAAUGAAAGUAGCUGAAGAUUACAUAUGAUUAUUGUGGCUACUGUAGAACAACAAAAUGCAACGAACCAUCAAAUGUCGAUUGUUUUUUCAUCUUCAAGAAUUCCUUACAACUUUGAAUCUUUUGUUAUUAUGCAAAAUAUUAGAAAUAUUCAUUUCUUUUAAAAUUCAAAAUGUGGCCCUUUUGGUUAUUUAGAAGUAAUGUAUCUUAUCCCAAAUUAAUUUACUAAGGAAUAACAUUAACCUUGUGUAUAUAUGUAACAAACAUACAUACAGUAAUGUGUAGAUGUACUUCUCUUUCUUAAUAGAAGUUUACAUUUUAGGGCCCUUACCAAUAAUUUUAGGAUGAUAAGUUUCUUGAUGAUGUAAAGUCCAUUUGGAAAGUAGUGUUGGUUUUCAGAAGAUAAGACAUAGGAGCUUGCAAAAAGCGGACUGAAAGUUAUGAUAUUAGUCUGGAAUAGACCUUAACAGGAUUCCUUUAGAUAGAUGUUAAGAUACUAAUCCUAUAUAACUGAAAAUCUUUUUGACUUGAAAACUUUCAAAUUCAUGUCUGUAGUGAUUCAAUAUCUUGUUCAGUUAUUUGAAGUGUGAUGUAAUUUUUAAUACUUUCAUGUGGAUUAUUAAUGAUAAUCAUAUGGAAAGUAGGCAUUAAUGAAAUGUGGGCUGGAUCCCAUAAAUUAAUAUUUAGUAUUUUAGUUUUUAUUAACUUUUAAAAAGAAGUCUCUCAAAUUAUGUAUAAUAGUGAAUUUUGUUAUUUCAUUGCAAAUACGAGUUACAAAAACUGUUUGAUUACUUUUUUGUAAUUGAAGAGAUCUUCAGUGUUUCUGGGUUACUUUCAUAGCUGUUUUUUUCCUACCUCCACCUAAAUAUAAAAAAAGUGGUACUUUUUUAGGGUCAGGUUAUCUAAAGUAUUAAAAAAUAUUGAUAUUUAGUCACGAAAUUGCAAGCAGGACGUGAAAGGAGACUUAAGUUUACUCUAUCAAUUGUGUAAAAUUUACUUUGUCGUAUCGAGAGUGAUGAGUCAUUAAAAUUCAAGUUAUGUUGGAAAAAAUAUUUUAACAAAAUAAAUUUAUUAUUUGUCAUUGCUAUAAUUUGUUAAAGAAUUUUUUUAAGGUCUUAAAAAAGAGACUUUGAGAAUAGGCUUGUAAUGUUUGAAUUUGAAGAUUCCAAUAAGAAUGCUACAAUAAUAAAUAAUAUGCAUUUGUUGUUCUACAGUAUAGAGUAAAUAUGUUGGUUUAAUUGAUUAUUUAAAAUGUGAUAAUCUAUACUACUUUGCACACUGGGACAAGAAAUGCCACUACAAAAUAAUUACAUUAGGUCUUAUUUUAAAGAAAAUGGUGUGCUCUAAAAUGUUUGUAAUGGGCUUUCUUGUUGAAUAGACUGUGAGGCAAGAAUGGCUGUGCUUUUGCUAUGUCUUCUAUAGUUUGGAAACAGAUGUACUUAGUUGAAUUAGGGCCAACCUGAAGUAAUUUCUUACACCUUGUUUGCAGGUUUUUUAUGUCUAAUUCUUAUUGCUUUGUUUUAUUACCCAAUUUUAUCUUCAGCAGGGUUGUCUUGUGACAUUGGUGUAAUUCCUCUUGACAAAUGUAGAGGAAAUACAUCUAUGUUAGCUAUGGUUCCUUAUUGUUCAAGUAAGAAGCAUUGUUAAGUUUUCUGAAAAUUUAUGUGUGUAUAUACAUAUUUAUAUCAGUUUGAAUUAUGUGAAGUGAAAAUGCACCUUUCCAGUUUCCAAAUAAAAGUUAUAUUUACAUAUGGUUCUUUUAUUUUGUAUAUUCACCUUGGAUUAUAUAUAUUUUUUAAAUGUCCA
Gryllus bimaculatus (two-spotted cricket) is the source of this 7637-nucleotide messenger RNA. The record is from the annotation of a GenBank genome assembly. NCBI's taxonomy places the organism in Eukaryota, Metazoa, Arthropoda, Insecta, Orthoptera, Gryllidae.